Messenger RNA from Babjeviella inositovora NRRL Y-12698, 734 nucleotides. RefSeq names its product dolichyl-diphosphooligosaccharide-protein glycotransferase. Gene Ontology annotation, biological process: protein N-linked glycosylation. The transcript has a single exon. The record is from RefSeq and is a predicted model, not a curated record. Gene Ontology annotation, cellular component: oligosaccharyltransferase complex; membrane. Lineage: Eukaryota; Fungi; Ascomycota; Pichiomycetes; Serinales. The coding region runs from base 218 to 667 and encodes 149 amino acids.
GACAAGGCUUAAUCGCAUUCCACACACCAGUAUUUGACCCGAAAAUGCGCCUUCACCCCCCGAGAUUCAUACAAUCACGUGACCGAACAGCCUGCUUUUCUCGCACUCACACGACCCAACUUGAACCACGUAAUCAAACGGAACGCGAUGGAUGUUAAGUACACUAGUAGUCCCCCCCUUAGCCCUAACUCUACAAUACGCAUAAUCACAUCUCACAAUGGCCAAGGUUAAGAAGUCUGUUAAUGCUGACCCGGAUCCAGUGAUUAAGAUCACUCCGGUAAAGACCAGUGCUGCCGCUGCUGUCACCACCACCUCGGUAGUGUCCUUCACCCAGACGUUGCAAAAAACGUUGGAGGCCUAUAAAUCAUCGCUCACGCCUAAGUUUGCGCUUAUCGACAUUUUCCUUGGGUUUUUGGUGGCUCUUGGAGCUUUGCAAUUUGUGUUCUGCUGCCUUGUGGGCAACUUCCCCUUCAACGCAUUCCUCGGUGGGUUCAUCUCCACAGUGGGUCAGUUCGUCUUGACGGUCAGCUUGAGAUUGCAGUUUGACGACGAAAACAGGGUUGCGAUCUGGAAGGGUCAGGGCAAGGAGAUGAAGUGGAGAGCAAUGGGCGAUUACAUAUUCGCUAGUUUGGUCUUGCACUUUAUUGUGUACCACUUCAUCAACUAGUGGCAUCCAGGCGACGACAUUCCAAACGUGUAUAGUAUACCAUGCUGAAUAAACUUGUGAUCAUUGA